This is a messenger RNA of Bombus pyrosoma, 5818 nucleotides long. It is a transcript of the gene Klp98A, whose product is annotated as kinesin-like protein Klp98A. The record is from RefSeq and is a predicted model, not a curated record. Bases 389 to 4255 code for a protein of 1288 amino acids. NCBI's taxonomy places the organism in Eukaryota, Metazoa, Arthropoda, Insecta, Hymenoptera, Apidae. Gene Ontology annotation, biological process: microtubule-based movement. The transcript is spliced from 15 exons. Gene Ontology annotation, molecular function: microtubule motor activity; microtubule binding; phosphatidylinositol binding.
UCUCUUUUCUGUUUACGUUUCCGCCUGCAUUUUUCCAUCCGCGCCGUCACGAAUAACGAGCAAAUGUGCGGUUCACUUGAAAUUAGGGAUCCCCAAUGUACACGCGCAUGCGCAGGAACGCAACUUUUUGUCUCGGCUUAACAGCGGCUUGCCAGCCAGUCGUCCGCCUGUGGAGACCGUGUUGAGGAUGAUGUUAUUCAUUGCGUGUGAGGGUCGACGACGACGACGACGUUUCGUAGUACGGCGGCACCCGUCGACGAUGUCUUGUCUACGUAGCACCGCGAAAUACUUCAUUUUCGCGUAACGCGAGUUGAGAAAACGUAGAAGUGACGAAAUAUACCGCGCAACACCAACAUCUCUUGACAAAAUCCAUGCGUUUCUUAUAGCUAUGGCUUCAGUGAAGGUAGCCGUGAGAGUUCGUCCCUUUAACAAAAGGGAGUUGGCGAUGAACGCAAAAAUGAUUGUACAAAUGGAUGGCAGAAAAACAAGGAUUUUCAACACUAAGACACCGGGUAGCUGCAGAGAAAUUGAUAGAGAGAAAUAUAAAGACUUUACGUUUGAUCACUCUUACUGGUCCUGCGACGCAAACGAUGACAACUACGCAUCCCAGGAAGAGGUUUUUUAUGAUCUUGGUACGGACGUAAUAGAAAGUGCCUUCGAGGGCUACAAUGCCUGCGUCUUUGCCUACGGCCAAACAGGGUCUGGAAAGACCUUUACCAUGAUGGGCACACCGGAAGCUCAAGGACUGAUACCACGGAUUUGUAAGACGCUGUUUGCCAGAAUGGCAGCUGGUAAAGAGAGCGGAGCGUCAUAUAGAACUGAAGUAUCAUUCUUGGAGAUACACAACGAAAGAGUGAGGGAUCUAUUGAGACUGGACCAGUCACAGUCUCAUUCUCUUCGAGUGCGAGAACAUCCUAAAAGAGGGCCUUAUGUCCAAGACCUGUCGAGCCACCUUGUCUAUGAUUAUUCAGACAUUCAGGAAUGCAUGGUCAGAGGUAAUACACAUCGAACUACGGCAAGCACAAAUAUGAACGACGUGAGCAGCCGGAGUCACGCGAUUUUUACGAUCACAUUCGUGCAAGCUGGACUAUCCGAAGGCAAUAUGCCGUCAGAAACCGUUUCGAAGGUGCAUCUUGUCGACUUGGCUGGAAGCGAACGUGCAAAUGCAACGGGUGCGACAGGCCAGCGACUAAAAGAAGGUGCGCAUAUAAAUAAGUCACUGGUAACAUUAGGUUCUGUGAUAUCGGCGCUCUCGGAAGUUAGUUCCACAAGCGACACGUCUUCCUCUUCUAAGCGUGGUGUCUUCAUACCCUAUCGAGAUAGUGUACUGACGUGGUUAUUAAAGGACUCGCUUGGAGGUAACUCGAAGACGAUUAUGAUAGCCACUAUUAGUCCGGCCGAUUGUAAUUACGGCGAGACCCUCAGUACGCUCAGGUACGCUAACCGAGCGAAAAAUAUUAUUAAUAAACCCACUAUUAACGAAGAUCCGAACGUGAAAUUGAUCAGGGAACUCAGAGAAGAGAUACAAAAAUUGAAGUCUCUUAUUGGGAAGGAUAUGAGCGUUGAAAGGCCACCGCAAGUAUUGUUAGCUCAGAUUCAUGAGAAACAGGAGCAAGAGAAAGUAUUGACGGAAGAAUGGACGGAAAAGUGGCGAGAAACGCAGCAGAUUCUCCAAGAGCAGAAAGCGUUAGGUCUUCGAAAAAGCGGCGUUGGUGUAGUUCUAGAUUCAGAGAUGCCACAUUUAGUGGGUAUCGAUGAUGACCUUCUUAGCACUGGUGUUACACUUUAUCAUCUGAAAGAGGGUAGAACGUUAGUGGGAACGGAAGAAGCACCAACCACACAGGAUAUUGUAUUGACUGGUGCGGAUGUCGAGCCAGAACACUGUGUGGUGGAGCUAGACAGUGGGGUUGCAACUCUUCAUCCCCUUUCUCCUCACUGCUGGAUCAACACCGCUCAAGUAGAUAAGCCAACGCGGCUGUCACAAGGCUGUAUUAUUCUUCUUGGCCGGAACAAUAUGUUCCGAUAUAACGAUCCAGCUGAAGCGGCGAAACUAAGAAAGGAAGGUGGAACGAGUAACGGUAAUUUACAAUCCACGGUCGUCAAUCUUUCAAGAUUGUCUCUCUUGAGUUGGAGUGUCUCGGAUUUGCAUGCUUCGUCCUCUAGCGAUAACCUUUUAAAUUCGAGCGAAGAUCUUCGAACGCUUGAAGAACUGGAACAACAAAAAGCAGCCCUUAUCAAAGAAAAAGAAGACUUCAAGAGGGAGCAGGAAGAACGAGAAGAAAGGUGGGCCGCGAGAAGAGAGGCUCUAGAAGGAGCGCAGCGCGAAUUGGAACGUGAAUGGGGUGCCCAAUGGAAAGAAUGGGCUGACGCCAUAGCGGCUCUGGAAUCUCGGCAACGCGAGUUACGCACGAGACGUCACAUCCUGGAGCAAGAGCGACGGGACGAAAUGACGCAAACGGACGACGGUGCUGGUAGCGAUGGCAGCUUGCCAGAAUCCUGGUCGAGCUUGAACGAUGAUAAAUGCGUUGACGCGGUGAGAGAGCUUGUUAAUCAUCAUAAGAAAGAAUUGGCUGUGUUGGAGACUGAGCUACAGAACAAGGUGAAAUCCCUUAAUGAGCACCAGAGCAAGGUAGACAAGAUGGAAGAGGAAUUGAUGGAGAUAGCUAAAAAGCAAAAGCAUAUGUUUAAUCUCGAGUUUCAAGAAGAAGGAAACACAGAGAAGAAGUUGUUGCUGGCGAAGCGGAGCCAGGAACAGUUGCAGGAGAUCCUGAGAAGAAAACAAAGUCUUUCAUUAAACUUGAAGCGUGCGUUGCCUGCUUCACCAGGUGAUUGUUCCUUGAGCGGCGACGAAAUUCUUCACAAUGGAGAUAUUGAAUCGUUGCAGGGAUGCAAUAGAAAACUUCAGAUAGCUUCUGCCUUGAGUCUACUGCCACAAAAUAUUCCAAGUUCUAUAGACACAGCGGAUACUUUUCAUACAGCUGCUGCUGACUCGCCUGAACCUAGAAUGCUGUUUGAAAAUUCGGAAACAAAAGAAUCUCAGACAUUACCAAGUGAUAAACAAAGAGAACCUAACAAGCAGCAGAAAUCUUCCCCAGAAGUCCACUUAGAGAAUGAUAGAGCUAAAUUGUGUGAAGUUGAAAGCAGAAGUUUGUUGAACUUAAAUAGAAAGUCUUCAAUAGAUACGAUCAUCAAGUCAGAAAAGUGCAAUGGCAGCAUUAACAGUGAGAAAACAGAAUCAAAGUCUCCAACGAAUUCUAUUACGGAGGAGGAUAUUCCUGAAGAUUCGCUGGAGUCACCUGUGCAGCAGAAUCCAGCGAUGAAACGAUUGAACCAAAGAAUCGCUCGUCAACGAAUGAUGGUGAUGAGGUGCCUAGAGGCCAGCACACCCUCGAAAGAAGAUCUAAAUAGACAAAUUUCGAUCUUACAAGAUCUUCAAAAGCAGCAAAUUGAAUUAGAAGUAUCGCUUUUAGAAGACGAACGAAAGAAUCUCAAACAACAAACACAAUGUGAUGAUAGAUUGGCAGUUGGUGAUGCGAAUGAUCCUGCACAAACAGUAGAAACAAUGUCGUGCCGUGAUGUAGAGUCCACGACUAGCUCAGCCACGUUGCUGGCCGUGGCCACAACGCGAUCUCCAAUUCUCAGGAACCACAGGCCUAAUAUCAAUGGCGAGGAGAACUUGUCAGAAUCGGUAGCGCCUCGAAUAUCAGCGGGAAGAGGAUAUUCAACAGUAUAUUUAACGAGUCAAAAUCGAGGUGAUCGUUUGAGUAGUCCAUAUUCCCUGACAAUCACGAGGUCUUUGCCAUCUUUGAUAGCAAAUGACGCCGACUACGACAGUGUGAUUAACAUGAUCGUUAGUAUACCUUCCUACGUGAUACGCGGAGCUGGCACGUCCAGUCACUAUGAAUACGAGGUACGCGUAGUAGCGCAGGACGAUAGCUGGACGCUUUUACGUAGAUACAGAAGAUUUCGAGAAUUGUAUAUUUCUAUGAGACAAAAGUAUGGUAGCAAGGUAGCGGCAAUACGCUUCCCACCUCGACAAGUUUUUCCAAGGUAUGAAGUUGUGGCACGGCAACGUAGAAAACGACUAGAGGAAUAUUUACGACGGUUGAUUCAAGUCUGCUCAGAAUUGCCGCACUGUGAACCUCUCUACAAGUACAACGGCAACUUAAGUAACAUAGAUAAGCAAUCGUUGCUGGAAUUUAGUUCGUUCUUCAGACGUGGAACGUUCGAAAGCAGCAAAUACGGAACAAGUUAAACAAUUAAAGAAAAAAGACCACACGCGAUUCUCCGAAAAUAGAAGAAUGAACAAAUUCGAGUGGACGCAUAAUAGAUAUUUAUAAUUCGUUACGUAUUUUUUAUAUCGAUGAACUGGAGAAAAGUUGAAGUGGGAAAAAUAUUAGCAAAGUAUAGUUACCACUCUUUGCAAUGAUUAUUAUGUAUUUGCCAAAAUACGUUUCCAAAAGUUUAUUGUUUAUAAGACUGAUAUAUAUAUCGUAUAUUUAAUAUUCGUUUUGUUCUUAGCAUUAGUAAAAGAAAAAAGAUAUUGUGAAAUUUCUAUUUAACGGGAAACGAAGAUCUGAUGUGUCUCGAAGCUAUUCUCGAGACGAGAUUUUAACUAUUCUCUGUUACGGGUUACGAAUAUUUUCCUAAUGUUUUUCUCCCGUUAAAAUUUUUGCAAUUUUCCAAGUGUACCUUUCUUCUUUCUCGAACGACAUUGUUGAUUUCAUUGAAUCUAAAAUCGCGUCUAUCACUAGUAAAAUGUAUAGCUAGUACCAGUAUUGUUACAAGAUACGCACGAUAUAAAGGAUAAUUUGCUGUGCGCACAACCACGGUGACCAUGAUCGAGCGUUUAUACUCGUGAUAAUAAUUAGAUUUCAUAAAUGAUCGCGUUUAUUUUUUCGUCGAACAGCGUCUUUUACACAUCGUCGGGACUGAAAAUUUACUGGAUCUUAAAAGAAGCAAAAAAAAAAAAGAAAAUAAGAAGAAAAAAAUAAAAAAAUAUCGAACUUCCUCUUAAUAGGUAGUUAUAAACUUACUGAAUUAUAAUUUUACGAAGUGCAAAUGAUAUCAUAUCGCUGUUGAAGUUCUUCCGGUUUCGGGAAUUUAUAUAUAAUAUAUAUUGUAUAUGUAUACACUGCGUUUCGCGGAAAAGUUUGUAAAGAAAAAAGAAAAAGAAACAGCGAUGUUAAAGUUGACUUGAAAUCGUUAUGCAAUGCUUAUGGCAAUGAGAGAAUUGUUAGUAAAUGCUAACUUUGAUAUUAUCGAUUAUUCUCGGCAAAAUGUUUAUCCGCUAUAUUUAUAAAACUGCUUCUCGAUGAAAGGAAAGAAAGAAAAUAUAUACGCUUUUCAAGCCCAAGAAUUCUCUAUUAUUAUAAUAAUAAAGAAAAAAAUCGCAUCUCUCCAUUACAUGGCCAGAUCAUUUUGCCUUGAAUUCUCUAAUAAGUAAAAAGAAUGUUAUUAAUGAAGCUUAUACUUAAACCCUUGUUGUUUAGUAUCGAAUGAAACUUAUAGCAAUACGUAUUGUCAUUGAAGUGGAUAAUCAAGUUCGUGACUGAUGAGCGAUACGUAUUCCAUGGCUGUGUAUAAACGGACUUUAAACCCCGAGGAAUUGUCCUGGACGGCUAGUGGUACUAGUAAUUUGUAGCCGCGAGGUCUGUACAUUUAGCAAAUUAUUUAGACAAACAUACCUCAUGUUUCAUACAGUUUCCGAGAAAAAGCAUGGAGAAAAAAAACCAUCAUCAACCGCUUUUUUAUACUCGAUCUAUGCGAUCUAUGUUCUCUAAAUGUAAAGACACACAAUAAAUUUGUCAUAGCUCAA